Messenger RNA from Cheilinus undulatus (humphead wrasse), 803 nucleotides. Its product is annotated as cold shock domain-containing protein C2-like. The record is from RefSeq and is a predicted model, not a curated record. Lineage: Eukaryota; Metazoa; Chordata; Actinopteri; Labriformes; Labridae. Gene Ontology annotation, cellular component: cytoplasm. Bases 342 to 803 code for a protein of 153 amino acids. Gene Ontology annotation, molecular function: mRNA 3'-UTR binding. The transcript is spliced from 4 exons. Gene Ontology annotation, biological process: regulation of mRNA stability.
AUCGGAAUCUCCUCCAGCUGCGCAGACUCAGAAGCAUCAGAGCGUCACAUCAGGGUUUUCCGUGGCUCUGCGUGGAUUUAGUCCACAUAUUUAUUUCAUUACACGUUAUAUAAUACACACUGACUCUCACACUCUCUGUCAUCGUACUCAGUGAUCUUCAGACUUCAGCUCCUUAAAGCACGAAUCCUCCUGACUGACCAGAAGAGACAGCUCUGACCUGGAUAAACUCUAAAGAUCGAGCUCCACACUGAGAGGAGCAGACGGACAUCACUAUCAGCAGCAGAAGCAGCAGUUUUAAACUCUGCCUCCUCCCCAACCUCCUCCCCCACGUCACAUCUAACAUGGCAGACCCAACGUCGCCCUCUAGGACGGUGCUGCGCUCGCCCGAUGCCUCCCUCACCCUCUCCUUCCCCUUCCUGAGGGAGGGGAGUCGGGUUUGGGAGGACGGGAAGGAGCAGCCGCUGCCAAGGGACCUGCCGAGUCCUCUACCGACCAAACGCACCCGGACCUACUCAGCAACGGUGCGAGCACACUCCGGCCCGCUGUUUAAAGGCGUGUGUAAGAACUUCUCUCGGUCUCAGGGUCACGGCUUCAUCAGACCAUCACAUGGAGGAGAGGACAUCUUUGUUCACAUCUCAGACAUCGAGGGCGAGUACGUCCCGGUCGAGGGCGACGAGGUGACCUACAAAGUCAGCAGAGUCCCUCCUAAAAACCUGAAGGUUCAGGCGGUGGAGGUGAAGAUCACACAUCUCAACCCAGGAAUCAAACACGAGACCUGGUCCGGCCAGAUCAUCAGCUCGUAG